Molecule: messenger RNA, 354 nt
Organism: Serendipita indica DSM 11827
Lineage: Eukaryota; Fungi; Basidiomycota; Agaricomycetes; Sebacinales; Serendipitaceae
Source: the annotation of a GenBank genome assembly
AUGAGCUCACCUCCAGCCGAUCUUGUUAUCGAAGUCGUCUCCAAACCAGCGUCGUCGGGCGUCACCUCGGCUGCUGGCGACAAGAUCCAGGUUCACUAUACCGGCAAAUUGUUCAGUAACGGAAGCAAAUUCGACUCGUCUGUUGAUCGAGGAAAGCCAUUGGCAAUUACGCUCGGUGUCGGACAAGUCAUCAAGGGUUGGGAUGAGGGUCUCGUUGGGAUGGUCAUUGGAGAAAAGCGCAAGCUGACUAUUCCUGCCCAUAAAGCCUACGGAGAUCGUGGCUUCACCAACCUCAUCCCCCCAAACUCGUGCCUCGUCUUUGACGUCGAGAUGGUCGACAUUCAAAAGGCCUAG